AUGGCUGAGUUCCGCCCCAACAUCCUCUUUUACAUGGCCGAUGACCAUGCCUUUGAAUCAACUUCAUGUUAUAGAGCUUAUGUCAACAGCACCCCGUAUCUAGAUCCAAUUGCCACCGAGGGAAUGAAUUCCAAUCACUGCUAUGUGAACAACAGCAUCUGUACUCCCUCUCGCGCCGCGCAUAUCCCUAACGUGGUCAAGCAACUCCGCGUUGGUGGCUACCAAACGGCAAUGGUUAAGAAGUGGCCUCUGGGCGAAGGCAAAGAUCACAAAUCGAUCGGAGUCGACCACUGGAGAAUUGUCCAUAGUCAAGGCGAGUACCACGACCCGCAAUUCAUCCCACCCAACGGCAUCAAGUGA
Messenger RNA from Penicillium maclennaniae, 360 nucleotides. RefSeq lists its product as uncharacterized. The record is from RefSeq and is a predicted model, not a curated record. Bases 1 to 360 code for a protein of 119 amino acids. The transcript has 2 exons. Gene Ontology annotation, molecular function: arylsulfatase activity. NCBI's taxonomy places the organism in Eukaryota, Fungi, Ascomycota, Eurotiomycetes, Eurotiales, Aspergillaceae.